UUUAACAAUUUUUCUCUCUCUCUAUAUAUAUCUUGUGUAUAUAGAUGCUAUUAUUUCUGUCGUGCUACGUGCGCCCCCUGCUGACCCGUGAGAGAACUUCUACAAAAUCGUUUUGUUACGUAGACGUAAUGACGUAACAAUAUUUUCGGGUGUAUGUAUCCGGUUGUGGUUGAAUAGCUUUUUGGUUGCUUGUUUACCUAUCAGAUGUGUUAAAUAUAUUUUCUUUGGUUUUAUGCAAAUAUUUUAUUCAUUCGGUAACAGCUGUACAAAACCCAAUGUCAGAAUUACAUCUCUGUGAUUGAAAUAGCUGUAAAAAAAUAUAGGAAAUAGGUUAUUAAGACUAGCUAACGUUAGCUAGCUAGCGAACUGGCGUUACAGUGCCGACUGACUGAAUUGCAAACAACAGAAGUCAGGGCAUGUUACGUUUUUGACACAUUUUUGUUUAACUGUGCAAGCCCUAGGCAAAACAAACACUCGACUUCAGGAGAAAAAUGAAUAUUCUACCUAAAAAGAGCUGGCAUGUUCGCAACAAGGACAACGUCGCGCGCGUGCGCCGGGACGAGGCACAAGCCGCAGAGGAGGAGCGAGAGGUCCAACGCCGUGUGGAGCGAGCAGAGCAGGAGGCGCGAACAGAGCACCUGAGACAGAAGUCACGAGCUGCACUUCAACAGUCUGGGGGAUGGAAGGAUGAAGGAGGGGAGAGAGGAGGGGAGGGGAGUGGAGGAGUGGUGGAACACCUCAAUCUAUUUCCUCUGGAGGAGUCGUCUGAGAAGAAAGGAAACGCAGAGUACCUCAAAGACCAGAAAGAUGAAAAGGAGCGUGAGGAGCGUGCUAUUGGUCUGCUAGUGUCCCUAGGCCCCCAACCUGGGACAGAGGUAACUCCAUGGUACAUGAAAACAGGCCAGGAAGAAGAGAAAGAUGAAGAAAAAGAGAAAGACAACAAAGGAAAGAGACUGCCACUCAGUCAAGAGGAGAAGGAGAAGAGAGACAGACGACUGAAAGACAUGCUGGACCCCUUGAAAGAGAUGAAGAAAGCACUGGCGGUGAAGGAUAGAAAAGAACAUAAGAGUAAGAAGAAGGAGAAGAGGGAUAGAGGGGAGAGGAGAAGCAGUGGUGGAGAAAGCUCUAUUGAAAGGUUGCGAGCGGAGCGACUGCAGAGAGAGGCGGAGGAGAAGAGGAGAGCCCAGGCUCUGCUGGACCAGAAGAAUGGAACAGGGAAAGAGAAGGAGCGACCAAGGGAGACAGAGGAGAGGGAAAUGCCGUACAACAGUGCUUAUUUCCCAGAGCUGGCCCGCAAGAGGCAGAGGAAAGACCGCAAUGCCUGGAGAGAUGGCAUCUUUUGAAGUCACACAUCAUGCAGUCUCAUUGUUUGGGCAACGGACAGAGAACAUUGAGGCAUUCAAGAUACAUUUAUUAGUAUGUGAAAGACGCUGAAGACUUCGACAAGGACUAGAGAGCCUGGAAGGUUAUUCAGUUGUAUUGUUGUGAAAUGUGAGGCAGUGCUUUUAGCUUAUUCUUGCAGUAACAUGGAGGAGUUAUGCAUGUAGGCAUAUACUGUAGGUUGUUGAACUAGUGAACAUGUGUACAAAUAUAUGCUACAUUGUUUACUUAUGUAACAUCUAGGCUAUCCUGAGUAUCCUAAGCAGACUUAUUGAUGAUUGUUGUCAUUGUCAUUAUUUCUAAUGAGGUAGAAAAAGAAAGGAAACCAAUCAAGAGAUUUGGGACAGCUGAGUGUAGUGUUGGAGUCUGUCUGGCACCCUGCUCAAGUGUGAGACAACACAGAGAUCAUUUUGCUCCACAACACAAGACCACUGUUCAAGUUGGAGUGUGUUUGAUGUUUUACUAUUGAUGGCAACAUUGUGUCAAGUCAAGUCUAUUUUGUUUCUGAUAAUAGCAUGUGCCAAUUUAGGAGGUGUGUGUACAUGCAUCUGUUUUAUUUAACUAUCUGAUUUAGACAGAGUUUAGGGUGGUUGGCUCAACUAUUAUUGCACAUUUUCCAUUUCAAUUAAUUCAAUAAAAAUGUUAGGCCUGCCAAAUAA
Oncorhynchus kisutch (coho salmon) is the source of this 2039-nucleotide messenger RNA. It is a transcript of the gene leng1, whose product is annotated as leukocyte receptor cluster (LRC) member 1. The transcript is spliced from 4 exons. The coding region runs from base 492 to 1343 and encodes 283 amino acids. The record is from RefSeq and is a predicted model, not a curated record. Lineage: Eukaryota; Metazoa; Chordata; Actinopteri; Salmoniformes; Salmonidae.